Messenger RNA from Gambusia affinis (western mosquitofish), 967 nucleotides. Its product is annotated as anionic trypsin-1-like. Lineage: Eukaryota; Metazoa; Chordata; Actinopteri; Cyprinodontiformes; Poeciliidae. Gene Ontology annotation, biological process: proteolysis. Bases 23 to 772 code for a protein of 249 amino acids. The record is from RefSeq and is a predicted model, not a curated record. The transcript has 6 exons. Gene Ontology annotation, molecular function: serine-type endopeptidase activity.
UUCACAGGAAGCUGGACCAGCAAUGGCUCUGCUGAAGGUUCUGGUGCUGCUGGGGCUGGGUGUUUCAGUGAACUCAGAUGUUUCUCUACAGAAGAGAAUCAUUGGAGGUCAUGACUGUGUUGACACGGAGCGUCUUUAUCAUGUUCGGCUGGAGAUCACCGCCGGGCAGAGAAAGACCAUAUGUGGAGGAUCUCUGAUCCACCCUAAGUGGAUCCUGACUGCAGCUCACUGCUCCGAGUCAGUGAGGAGGCUUGAAGUAGUAGUUGUCAAAGUUCAUCCACGGACUGGUGAAGAGCAGCAUCACAUAGUCACACACAAUCCUGUGCUGUAUACUGAGGAUGGCCGGGAGCAUGGACUCAUGUUGCUGAGGCUUCAGACACCAGUAACAAAUGUCCCACUUGCUCUGCUACCAGACUGCAGUUAUCAUCUUAAAAUUGGUGACACUGUUCAGCUGGCAGGAGAGGGAGCAACGACAACUGGCCCCAAUAAUCGGCGAUUAAAAAAUCCUACUAUUCCAACACAUCUUCAGUGUGUCGACAUGAAAGUUGUUCAGGUUUCCCAUCUCCGGAUGAAAUAUGGGCAUGUAUUCUCUGCUUCAGCACAGAACAAGGAUGCAUGUUAUGGCGAAACAGGUGGAGCAGCGGUGCUAAACGGCAUGAUUUAUGGUGUGAUACUUAAAGCUGGAACACCCUUUGCAUGUGAAAUACCAGUUUACAUAAAUGAUGUGUGUGAAUACAUUGGAUGGAUACAAACAACUGCUGGGCUUAAAUAAAACAUCAUCUAUCAUGAAAUAUAUUUAUCAUCAAAUUUUUUCUCAUAUAUGAUUUUAUAGUUGUAUCUUGAUCUGUUUGUCCAACAUGUUUGUAGAAAUAGGAUAAAACAAUAAUUUUGUUUUUUCUCACCUGACUUUGUUCUCUCUAAUGAAACUUUAUCUGCCUCAAAAGUGAAAAAUAAAUCAAUAAAUACA